Guillardia theta CCMP2712 is the source of this 1440-nucleotide messenger RNA. RefSeq lists its product as hypothetical. The transcript has 6 exons. NCBI's taxonomy places the organism in Eukaryota, Cryptophyceae, Pyrenomonadales, Geminigeraceae. Gene Ontology annotation, molecular function: RNA polymerase II complex binding. The record is from RefSeq and is a predicted model, not a curated record. Gene Ontology annotation, biological process: transcription elongation by RNA polymerase II; positive regulation of transcription elongation by RNA polymerase II. Gene Ontology annotation, cellular component: Cdc73/Paf1 complex. Bases 1 to 1440 code for a protein of 479 amino acids.
AUGUCUGACCCGCUGUCAAUUCUUCGGGAGCACAUCAUACAAAAGAAGAGCAUCUCGCACGAUGAGAAUACUGUCUUCCUCGGCGACCUCAAGUUCCCUCGUAGCACAACGACCAAGUACAAGCAAGAUCGAGGACGUGGUGACCCCUACACACUGGAAGCUCUCUACUUCUUGCACUUGAAGCAGCACCUUGCCGGUGCCACCAACGCUCGUGCGUACAACGAAGAGUCCAGCAAGCUCGGCUUCGCCAAAGUCCUUCUGGCGGAUCAGAGGGAUGCGCUGGCGUACUUGACGGGGAAGCAGGAGACAUCCGAGAACCUGGUGUCUGCUGAAGACAUCUCCAGUAUCGCCCCGGGAUCUCAGCCGGUCAAGGCGUCAGAGCGGGUGCCGGAGAAGCGGCCCAGGGACGAGCCGCAGCUGAACUUGAGCGAUGAGAACAUGGUGGCGGCGAAGAAGAAGUUUGCGGAGCGAGUGGACGCGCUGGUGCUGAGGCCGAUCGAGAACACCAAGGAGAGCAGGACGCUGGUGGAGGACGAGAAGCAGGAGGCGUUCAGCUCUCCCUUCGUGCGCGCGGACGCGGCGGUGACGAGGACGCUGAUAGAGCAGGAGAGGGUUCACACUUCGCUCAAGACGUUCGCCAACUGCGCUCCUGGCAAGGAGCUCAAGUCUCUCAAGGACUUCGUUGGGUCCGCCUACUCCAAGUCCUCCCGCGCUGUCAACGGAGCCAAGGCGGCCAUGCCGGGGAGCAACGCGCAGCCGACGAGGCGCGAUCGUUACAAUGUUGAUGCUCCUGAUGCGUACAAGGCUGCCGGUAUGGACCAGAUGCUGCUGAAGGCGGAGCAGCGCAAGGGAACGUCGUUGCUCGCGACCUCGCAACCUGCCAAGAGCACGGCGCAGCUGUCGAGCAACCGGCCGACUCGUUGGGAGCCGAUCAUUGUCGUCCCACAAGCGCAAUCAUCGCUCAUCAACAAGUGGAAUGCUAAGAUCCUCCUGGAGGAAGGGAAGUAUCGCUCCAAGGAGGAUGUCAGGAAGUCUGGAGCGGACCCCGACUCGCUGGCUACAGUCACGCACAUGGAGGACCAGGAGAUGCAAAGGUAUCGGAUCGUUGACAACGUGGACGCCUUGGGGGGUGAAGAAUGGAAUCGAAUUGUCGCAGUGUUUGUACAGGGGUCAGACUGGCAAUUCAAGAAUCCGAAGUGGAACUCAAUAGGGGGGAAUAUCACUGGACUCUUCAAUCGGGUCUCAGGAUUUCACCUGAUCUACUCGAAAGAUCCAGAGCAACCGAACAUCAAGAAGUGGAACGUGAAGAAACUGACCAUCGACAGGAACCUCAGGCAUCUCGAUGCUCAGGCGAUGAAUCAAUUUUGGGAGACGUUGAAGCACAACAACAGGCUGAGCAGUCAGGUUGGAGUCGGGUUGAGGAGCUGCGUUGAAAGCUGA